Triplophysa dalaica is the source of this 2334-nucleotide messenger RNA. RefSeq names its product tripartite motif-containing protein 16-like. Lineage: Eukaryota; Metazoa; Chordata; Actinopteri; Cypriniformes; Nemacheilidae. The record is from RefSeq and is a predicted model, not a curated record. Gene Ontology annotation, molecular function: zinc ion binding; protein binding.
GUAUCAGCUUCGAUCAUGUGUCAUUUGAUCUUGGAACGAUGGACACAUGAAGAACGGUCACCUGGUCGACUUUUUUGACGGUGAAUGUGCACGUAAAUGUAAGCCACAUUCACACGCACACCUGUUUCCCACAAGAACCGAGAGAGAAACCGAAACUUAACUAUUGUUGAGCUGUUUUUUGUGUCUCAAUGUGUGUACUAAAGUAAAAUGGCAGAAGCCAGCAUUUCUCAGGACCAGUUCAGCUGUUCAGUGUGUCUGGAUUUACUAAAGGAUCCAGUGACCAUUCCCUGUGGACACAGUUACUGUAUGAGCUGUAUAACCGACUGCUGGAAUCAGGUAAAAAACACGAGAGUCUACAGAUGCCCUCAGUGCCGAAAGACCUUCACACCAAGACCGGCUUUAUGUAAGAAUGUAAUUGUUGCUGAAGUGGUGGAGAAACUGAAGAAGAGAAAACUACAAGCUGCUCACUGUUGCGCUGGACCUGAAGAUGUGGAAUGUGACGUGUGUACUGGGAGAAAGUUCAAAGCUGUCAAGUCCUGUCUGGAUUGUAUGAACUCUUACUGUCAAGAUCACCUUGAACAACAUGAGAAUCAUUUUAAAGAUAGGAGACAUAAUCUGAUAGAUCCAACUAGACGACUCCAUGAGAUGCUUUGCCCACAACACAAGAAACACCUGGACAUCUACUGCCGUACUGACCAGCAGUGUAUUUGUGCAUUGAACAAUCAUAAGAACCAUGAUGUUGUUGCACCUGCAGAAGAAAGGACAGGGAAACAGAAACUUUUGGAAGAGACACAGAAGAAAUUCCAGCAGAAAAUCCAGGAGAGAGUGAAGGAGCUUCAGUUGUUGAGAGAGGCUGUGAAGACACACAAGUGUUCUGCAGAUACAGCUGUGAAGGAGAGUGAGAGAAUCUUUACUGAGCUGAUUCGAACCAUUGAGAGAUGUCGCUCUGAGGUGAUACAGCUGAUCAGAGAUCGUGAAAAGGCGGCAGUAAGUCGAGCUGAAGAUGUCUUGAAGCAACUAGAAAAAGAGAUUGCUGAUCUGAAGAGGAGAAACGCUGAGCUGGAGCAGCUUUUGCACACAAAUGAUGACAUUUAUUUCCUGCAGCGUUUCCAGUCUCUUUCUGCAGCUCCACAAUCUACAGUCUCUCACAGCAGUACAGUCAGUUCUGCCCUCUCUUUUGAUGUUGUGAGAAAUUCAGUUUUUUGGCUGAAAGAAAAACUGGAGGAUUAUUGUGGAGGGGAGAUAGAAAUGAUAUCUGAUAAAGUUACAUAUGUUACAGUAACUUCCCACAAUGAACCCAAAGCCAGGAAUGAUUUCUUGCAAUAUUUCAGACAGUUCACACUGGAUACAAACACGAUGCAUAAACGGCUCCGUCUGUUUGAUGGGAAUAGAGCAGCUACGUACACUCAUACUGUCCAGCAGUAUGCUGAUCAUCCAGACAGAUUUUAUAGCUGGAGGCAAGUAUUGUGUAGAGAGCGUGUGUGUGGACGCUGUUACUGGGAGGUUAAGUGGAGUGGAAAAUGUCUGUAUAUAUCAGUGUCAUAUAAGAGCAUCAGCAGGAAAGGAUCCAGUAAUGAGUGUGGAUUUGGAUUUAAUGAUCAGUCCUGGAGUUUGUCCUGCUCUUCCUCCGGACAUAGAUUUGGACACAAUGACAGAUGGACUGAUGUCCACGUGCCCUCCAACUCGUCUAGAAUAGGAGUGUAUGUGGAUCAAAGUGCAGGAACUUUGUCCUUCUACAGCGUCUCUGAUAAAAUGACCCUCAUCCACAGCGUCCGGACCACAUUCACUCAGCCUCUCUAUCCUGGGUUUUAUGUUAAUGUGAGUUCCCUAGUAAAAGUGUGUAAUCUAAUUAAAUAGACCAUACAAAAAUUGGACACGUAAAUUGUUUUUUUUCAAGGAUAUAGAAACAAAAACAUAUUACAAUAAAAAAACAUGAUCAUUAAAAUAAGUAAUAAUGUAAGAAUAUCGCAUGUUUGCACACUCAUAAUCAUUAUUCAUAAUAAUGUAUAAAAUAUGAUCUAAUUGAUCUUGAUGUCUACAUUAUAUAUUGUAAUAUUAUUUUAUUGCUUAGUCACAGCUCUGUCAUUCAUUGAGAUAUUUUUAAGGUUUAGAGUUCUACUAACAUUUAGAUAAAUAAGAUAAUGUUGUUUAUAUUGCUAUUUAGAACGUUAUAUAUGUCAUCUACAUUAUAAUAAAAUAUCAUGUGUAAAUGCAAUGAAAAGUAAUAUUUUGAAUGCCAUCUUUAAACCUUAAAUUGGUUUGAGGCUUCAAUCUUCACCUUUUUUUCUCUUUGGUGGUGGUUUUGGUACAAUUGUGCUUAGUUCCUUCUCUUAA